GCCGUGCAGUGCGUGUCAAUGGUAAGUACAGCCCUGUCGGCAACACUCCGCAAGAGUUUGCAGAGCUGUUGUGCAGAGGGGCAAGCCGCAUUGCAACGCUGGAAGUUCGGAAAGAGCUCGCCAUCAACGGCUUUGUGCUUCCCAAACAUGACAGACGCAUUAAGGGAGAGUUCCAACAACUGCAUUGGAACAACGAAGGCACAGAAAACAUUGCAGUUUAGAAGUUCAGUUUGAGCCCAGCAAUCCCCAACACUGUGCAGAUUUAUUGAUGCGAGCCAUACCAUACCUCCCCUUCUCCAAGGUCGUGAGCUUCGAAGGGGAAACAUCCGAAUUGGCAAAGGACAGCCUUCCUCAUAAGACGCAAUACAACCAAGCCUUCCACUGGGUAUUGCAAACCAUGGGCUACCAGUCCUUUGCCCCGCAAUCGUCUAAGGAGGGAGAAGGGAAGCCAGACCUCAGGGUCCACAUUGGCGAGGAGAGCUUUGCUAUUGAGGGCAUGAAACAAAACAUCGAAGAGCACCUUCGGCGCUUCAACAUAAUGGCGAACUACAAGAACGCCAAUCACCAGGGUCUCUACAUCAUCGGCAACGACAGCGACAAGAUGCUCAAGACCUUGAAAAACACUGAAGCCGGUAAGGUGCAACUGAUAGGCUUAGUUCCCAACAUCGCCCACACCGCGUACACCGUCCACGUCAAGAGCAAGGGCAUCGAAGGCAUCAACACCUGCAACGUGGAUUGCGAUCUUGUGGCAAGAAGGUUGGUGCUUAAAGACGAUGGCAAACCUGAGCUCCACAUCGCUAGAGCAUUAACCUGUCUCCCAAAGCUGAGACCAGGCAGCCUGCGAAGACAGAGAUGGUCUGGGUGCGAGAGUUGAAGGAGGAGAACGGCGAGUACAAGCUGGUGGGCAACGCCCUGCCAAUCGAGCCUGUGCUGGCGAACAUCGGCUUCCUGAAGGAGGUCAUCAAGGAGAAGAAGCCAAAUCGUGUCCAAUGCGAUGCUGAUGAGACGCGGAUUUUCCACCUCACAGAAGGCACGUGGCAGGAGGAGAAGAAGAUGAGUGCUGCAUUGCGCCCUUCCACGGAAGAGACGCCCUGCGGCUAUCUUGUACCAUAGCAAUAUGGUUUCUUGCACUUUGCACUUCAAGUUUCAAGUUUCACUCAGAACAGCGCGUUUCGAUACACAUUCGCAGGGGUGGUUGGCAGACGAUGCUUUUGCUUGAGCAUGAGCAUGGCAAGAGCAGAACAAUUGAUGUUGUAAGACCAGUCCAACCCCACUCGGAUUGAAGCAGUCAAGUUUCACCCAGCACAGCCAGCACAGAGUUCUGUGAACUCUUGUUCUGCAAGAUGGAUGAAGUGGACUCCGAAUUUUGCACGUCAACAAUACAGAGUUUGCAGACACAGAUACGCUAUGAAGAAGAGGUG
Effrenium voratum is the source of this 1421-nucleotide messenger RNA. NCBI's taxonomy places the organism in Eukaryota, Dinophyceae, Suessiales, Symbiodiniaceae. The record is from the annotation of a GenBank genome assembly.